AUGGUCUACAUUCCUAACCUUCACUACGACAAGCAGCGUCUUCUCGCUCUCGUUACCGCCGACCUUACAUCAGCUCAACUGAACAGAAUUCAGGAACUGUUCGGCAUCGGCGUUACUUUGCGCUCUCCAUACCCUGCGGAAGAGCUUUUCAUCAAGGACAAGCGUGAGUGGUCGCAUCUUUCUCAUGCGGACUCAAUGCGAGCAUAUCCCGAACAAGACCCCUUGCUCGUCACCGACUCCCAUACGCCGCUCGAUGGGGGAAUCUGGUACAUUGAGGGCUUCGCCACUGCAGACGAUGUUGCAAAUAGGCUAGCUGAAAGCCUAAACACUCUUUACAAGAUACGCAUGGAUAUCUGUGAUGUUGUCAUGCAGUUCGCCAGCUACAGUGUUGCCAAUACACACAUCUCAAACGACUUGUAG
Molecule: messenger RNA, 420 nt
Organism: Alternaria postmessia
Lineage: Eukaryota; Fungi; Ascomycota; Dothideomycetes; Pleosporales; Pleosporaceae
Exons: 1
Coding region: 1-420 (139 amino acids)
Source: RefSeq, a predicted model, not a curated record